Molecule: messenger RNA, 6486 nt
Organism: Owenia fusiformis
Lineage: Eukaryota; Metazoa; Annelida; Polychaeta; Sabellida; Oweniidae
Source: the annotation of a GenBank genome assembly
UUUUGUUUUAAACAAGAUUAUAUGCGAUGAGUUAAAUACAAAUACAAAAUAAACAAAGUUGUCACUCAAAACAACAUUUUGCAAAACCAGCAAACAUUGAAAACAUAUAUGAGUGCUUAUAUUUUCCAGUCCUCAUACUAGGCUAUACCAUUUGUAGAAUACAGGAGACAAUUCUGACUAAAGCUAUUUCUCAGCGGUUUUCCAGAACAAUGAAGGUUAUCAUAUGAGAGACUUAAAGAUUAACAAUGGGUUGUGGCUCCAGUACCUACACUGAUCCAGAGUCAGUGGAAAAAAGACCACAUUCAGCACAACAUCAGCCUAAGACCAAUAGUGUGCAGCAUGACAAUCCCAAAGGACAGAACAAUAACAAACAAAAUGAAAACAAGCCAAAAGAUGAUAAUGAAGAGACCUCAAACUGUAUUAUUGAUGAGUCAAAAAACAAAAAUAGCAGCAGGGAUAUCAAUAAUCAGAUUCAGGAUGAAAAAGAUGAUGAUAUAGGCCUUAAUGAGCCAGAUAACAAGGAGAACCAAGAUAAAAUAAUUCAUGAAGAACUCGGAAUUGAGGUUGUACAAGAUGGAAGUAGGCUGGUAACAGGGAAUUCCAAUGAAAUGGCAAAGUCAGUUUGUGAGAAAGAAGAAGAAUCUGUAGCUCUAUUGAAUAGGGAAGAACAAGAACAGGAGUCUAAAGAUCUCGAAAAAGAAUCAGAUGAAACUAAUGAUGGAUUCAGAGAAACAAUCAAUACACUUAAUGAAUCAAUCGAUGAAGUUGAUGCUGGAAAAAUCAGUCAAUUUGCUAGAGAAUUGAAAAUGAAAAUAAUCAAUGGAUGUUUUGAAUCAGCAUCAAAGUGUGAUAGCAAAACUAUUCGUUUGUUUGUCUCCAGUACUUUCACAGACACCAAAGCAGAGCGUAACUAUCUAAUGAGACAUAUCUACCCAGAUAUACGUGAUUUCUGUGCUGCAAGGGGAGUGUCAUUCAGUGUGGUUGAUAUGAGAUGGGGUAUCAGAGAUGAAGCAACAAAUGAUCACAUGACAAACGAUAUAUGUAUGACUGAAAUAGAAAAAUGUAGGAGAGAAACGAUUCAGAGUGCACCUUGUUUUCUCUAUUUAGGCUUCAACAAGUAUGGAUACAAACCCCUCCCUCGUACUAUUGAAAUAAGUGAAUUUAAAGCCAUAUUAAACAACAUUGAUGAUGAGAAUGCACUAUCUCUGAUCAACAAGUGGUAUAAAUGUGAUGAAAACAACAUACCUCCUAUCUAUAUUCUACAGCCCAUAUCAGUCCACAUACCUGAAUACUUGACAUGUCGUGAUGAAGAACGUAGGUCUGUCAUACAACAGUGGUACACAGUAGAGGAAAUUCUUAAAGAGAGCCUUUCUAAAGCAGCACUGAUGUCCAGUGAGCUGUCUGAUGAACAGAAAAAUAAAUGGAUAUUUUCUGUUACCCACCAAGAGGUGAUAGCUGGGAUGCUAAAACCUAAUGGUGAAGAAAAUCGUUCUUUGUGUGUCAUGAGGAACAUCCCAUACCUCAAGCAAGGCCAAUUUCAAAAAGAUGACAUCAAGUUUGCCUGUCGUUUCAUUGAUAUGGACAGGACAGUUGAACCUCAUGUUAUUGAUACAAAUGUCAAAAAGUUGAUAGGAAAACUCCAAGAUGACACUCUGAAAAAGUGUGGUAACAUACUCAAAUAUGAUGGCAUCAAAUGGGUACAAGAUGGAGGAGUGACUGAACAGACACACCAAGAGUACAUCAAAGCAAUGGGAAAACAAGUUGGGAAGAGCCUACAAGGAGCAAUCAAGAGAGCUAUAGAGACCACACCAGAUAUGGAUUCUGUGACACAGGAAUGUGCCUCUCACCUCAAGUUCGGUUACUCUAGAGCCAAUAGCUUCUUUGGAAGAGUAGAUCUGAUUGAUGAAGGAUUGAAAUACUUUAAAGUUAAUGGAGAAGUCACAAGGGUGCCACUCGUAGUCCAUGGGAUAAGUGGAGCUGGAAAGACAUCCCUUAUGGCUGCCUUGGCAUACAGAGGUAUCAAGCAAAUAGAUGACUCCAGUUCCUCAAAUCCAGUUCUAGUUGUGAGGUUUUGUGGAACAACUCCCCUCUCAUCAAGUGGACGUGUUCUACUCAAGAGCAUAUGUGAUCAGAUAAAAGAGGCAUUUGACGAUGGUCAGCCUUCUCCUCCAAUAAGCUAUGCUUAUGCUGAUUUGAUUGUAGAAUUCAAGCGUCAGAUUGGGCGUGCUACUGCUGAAAGGCCAAUUGUGAUAUUGAUAGACUCUCUUGAUCAGCUGAAUGAUGAUGAUUUUGCAAGGACUGAGCCUGUGUGGAUUCCUAAUCAACUUCCUCCUCAUGUUUACCUGGCAGUAUCAACACUUCCUAAUAUUGGCGGAAGUUACAAAUAUCUCAAGACCACAGACAUUUCUGAGGUGGAAGUGGUACCCCUAAACUUGGAUGAUGCAAGGAAUAUCCUGUCUGCAUGGCUGAAGAUCAGCAAACGGACACUGACCCAGUCUCAAUUAAACACUGUUCUAAGUGUAGCAACUGAUAGUACAACAGAGCAACCAACAGCUCUCAGAUUGAGACUCCUUUGUGACGCUGUGGUUGGAGUUGAGUCUUACUCUAAUCUACCAGAACUUCCAAAUACAGUAACUGGUCUCAUAAAUGCCUUCUUUGAAAGGCUUGAAGUCUAUCAUGGGAAGGAACUUAUUCAAACCUGUUUUGGACUUUUGUCAACAGCCAGAUUUGGUCUGAGUGAAUCAGAGCUCAUAGAUCUCCUCUCAUGUGAUGAUAAUGUUAUGGAUGCCGUCCUUCAAUACCACAAACCACCAGAGAAACGUCUACCAUUUGUGGUCUUUGCUCGUCUGAUGAAUGAUAUCAAAGAUUAUGUCAGUAUACGUGGUGGUUUGGGAAAAAAUGCAAUGACAUGGUACCAUAGACAAUUCAUAGAAGCCUCUGAGAGAACAUACAAGAACAAGAACCUUCUUAAUCUGUCAAAUCAUUUAUCAAAGUAUUUUGACAACACAUUCAGCAAGGAGUUUCCAGAUCGUGGUAUUGCUCCACAACCAUUGUAUUGGAAGUCAAACGAUGGAGAAUCUGAGGGACGAAUAAAUCUGAGUGCUGUUGCUGAACUUCCUGCAGCUCUCAUGGCGGGACAACGUAGAAAACGAUGUGUAGAAGUGCUAGCAGAUCCAGUCUUUCUAUCAGCCAAGUGUUAUGCAGGUUUUGGCCGUGAUCUUGUAGGAGACCUGUUUGACCUGAAAGACACUCUUUCUAACUUCGUCAUGAUGAUUCCUAAUGAUGAAGAUAGGGCUAUGGAUUCUAAAGAUGACACAAUAAAUGACCUAGCAGAAUUCAUUCGAAGUCAGAUGAACAUUCUUGAAAAAAACACUGAGCUUUUUGUCCAACAAGGAAUGGAUCAAAUAAAAUCAACCAUUGCCAGAAGUCUAAUUGAAGAAUACCAAACAAAAGAUGGUGGUCUCCUACCCUGGGUACCUAAUGGCAUUAAGAGGCCUUUGGUGGAACACAUAAACAAGUAUCAAGAUUCACAUCCCUGUGCCAUGACACUUGAUGGCCAUACUGCUCCUGUAACUGCUGUUAGUCUUCAGAUGAUAAAAGGGCAAGCCAUUAUAUCAGCAUCAGAGGAUGGUUCUGUUAGACUUUGGGACAGAAAAACUGGAAGACAGAUUGGAAAAAUGACAACAAAAAGUUCCAUCAGAACAAUGUCUAUAACCGAAUUACCAAGUUCCAAGGUUUACUUUAACACAUCCCUGCCAUGUGGCACUGCAGUGUUUGUAGGAUGUGAAGAUGGCAGUGUAUAUGUAUGGCGAGUGGCAUUCAGCUAUUUCAAAGGGAAAGAACCAAUGAUUGUUCCAAUCUCAAUAUUCCAAGCUUUUAAUGAUACACCGGUCCAAACCAUUGCAGUAGAAUCUUCAGUGAAUGACAAGGAUUGUAGCCGGAUAGUUACAGGAUCAUGUUACACUUUAAAUGAAGAGGAUGGGGGUCAAGGAGAAGUCAAGCUAUGGGACAUAUCAGAACUCUUAACUGUCCAAUCAGGUGAUGAAUUAAGAGAGCCAAUUCUCCUGAGUAUGAAGACACGACAUGAAAUAGCAAUAGCACAAUAUGGUAACAAAGAAUGGAAUGUUGGCAUAAAAGCUCUGGCAUAUUCCCCUGAUAAUGCAUACAUUGCCGUAGGGUUUGGACUUCCAACUUACAUGAGCGGGAAAGGAGAGAUUCUUGGAGCUGUGGUGAGAAAUGAAACUUUGGAGACAGCCUGUGUGAUUGAUGGAGGGAAUUUCCAGUUGCACUAUUUGGAGUUUAACAAGAAUUACUCCAAUGGUGAGACCUACAGACUGCUGAUAUCCACACCGUAUACAUUUGAAGUAUGCCUCAUUACCCCUAGUAAAGGCAAUAAUAACAACCGAUCGGCAAUGCUAUUUGAAAAGCUUGACAGUAAUCAUUCUUCAGGUGCAUUCACAACAACAGAGAAUAUAUAUGGAUCAGCAGUGGCAUCAAUGCUCUUGUUAUGGAAGGAUUCUCAAAAGUUUGAGUUCAAGGCUCAUGGUGGACCACUGAAGACUGUGGACUUUGGUAAUGCAGGUAUUACAAAGUUGUGUGUAACUGGUGCAGCUGAUUCACUUGUCAAGGUAUGGGAUGUUGACAAAUGCUUUGAAUAUGAGCCCCCAGAUCAAUUACACAACUUCUCGUGUACAGCUCUUGGGAUAGACCCCCAACAGGGUGUAAUUGUAACAGGUGGCGAUAGAGGAAGUUCAAUCUUUGCUGAACUCCGUUCUUGGAAUAGCCGAACAGGAGAAAUGAUUACAUACUCCAACGGUUUCAGUGAUAAGCUCACUAAUAUUCAAUAUUGCCCUUGCUCCAGAUUGUGUUGUGUCAGGAAAGGAGAGAAUAAUCAAAUACUGGUGUAUGGAAUGUCAACAUUUGUUAAUGCAAGCCAUGGCUUCGAUGGAAGAUCUGCGAAAAUCAAUACAAUAACAGUGUCUGAAAAUAAAGAAACCCACAAGCGCUAUGUCGCUGGCCGUGGAGAACUAAGCUUUACCCCUGACUGUGCAUGGCUUGUAUCAAAUUCACCAAGUAGUCGUGAUGUUAAAAUCUAUUCAGUAUCUGAGAUUGGCAGAAAAAAUGGUGACAAAACAGAUAUAGCGCUUGGAUCACAUAAUGGAGAUACAAUGGGUGGUCACUUCUCUGAUUCUGGUCGUUACCUCAUAACAUGGUGUGCUGAUUACACAAAUGAAUCUAAGAGAAGCUAUGAUGAUGCUCCACAACCAAGAAAUAGUGAACUUAAACUGUGGGAACGUAAAGCUGGUCCAGAAUUUAAUGAAGUGAAGUGUGUUGAAGCUGACAAAACAAGACCUUCUGUGGGAACAAUAAACCCUCAUAGGGGUCAUCAUGGCUUCUCAUGUGCCAGAAUAUCUCCUGAUGGUGCAAAGCUUGCAGUGGGCACCAGGACAGGACAAUUACAAGUUAGAAGUAUCCCCUCUCUAGAUAUCAUUGCUAACACCACUGCACAUGAGAAUGAUAUAUCAUCUGCCAAGUUUUCACCUGAUGGGGAACUUCUUGUAACUGGUUCCAUGGAUAAAUGGGUGUCACUAUGGAACAGUAGCAAUCUGGAUCGUAUCUGGAAGUACUAUGUUGGUUGUGGUGUUACAAGUUUGGAUGUUUAUAUAAUUGACAAAGUUUUCCGCAUUGCAUGUGGGGAUACAAGUGGCAGAAUGAAUGUACUGGAAGUUCACAAUGUUGAGCUUGGUCCCGUUCAUGCAUAUUCUGGGAGGUUUGUUCAUGAUGACAGCCCAUGUGGGUUCAGGUGCAGGUGGUGUGGUGCAUGGAAUGAGGGAGAACCUGCUGAUGACUCAGUGGUCAACUGUCAGUUUUGUUCAAGCCCCAUACAUCACAUAGGACAAUUUCUUAGUGAAGUUAAAACAGAAACUUAACAAUGGAGAUGCAAAUACCAACAAACAUAUUGUUCUUGAAUCUGAAUUAUGUGACAAUACUUCCAUGUACUUUUAAAUCACAUUCAAUACCUUCAUUCAGAAUGACCAAAAUCAUGUUUUGAAGAGAUCUCAAAAACGUAACUUUAAAUAGUAUAUCACAAUCAAUAUAUAAUGAAGAAAAUGUAAAUAUUAUUAGUAGUUACCUUAAACAUAACAUAUUUUUAUAUUUUUAGUUUAGCUAGAAGUGUUUUGUAGUUUAGAUAUGUAAUUUACCAUGUAGUUAUGACUAAUGUAAUCUAGUAUACAUGUAUGUCAAUAAAAGUAUAAUCCUAAGUUUAAAUAAAUAAAUAAUGUUGAAAAAAUGUUAAUACAGGUGUGUAAUCAUCAAAGUUAGCAAUAUACAAUAUGUGAUUUCUCUUAUCCAUGAUAAAAACAACAAAGCAUUAAAAUGCAAAAGGUCACCACCUGCCAUUAGUUACAGACACCUACUGCCGAACACCAUCCACAAGUUGGGGACCAUAACAAUAUGUCAACACUUGUAGUGGUGACAUAAAAA